AUGGGCAGUCCUUGGUUUACGCGCUCAGAUGAGCAUAAUCAAAACAACCAUCAUCAUCAAAACGGCUCAAAUAACAUGGCAGAGGUGGGCAUGGCUGCUGAGACUAAAGAUAUUUACCGGAAGAGCAGUUGGGACCCUUGGCAAGAGUGGUCUGACGAGGAAAUCGGAGUCGAUGGACGAUCAUCCCACGCUUCAGCCAAGUACGCACUCAUUGUCCGACGUGAGAAAGAGCAUGGUGAGAUCGAUGAAUCAGUCCUUUCGCUACACUCGAUCACAGUACAGAGUCCACUACUCAAAAAGAUUCUCGGUCCGGUUUUCAAAGGGUACAAGGGUAUCAACACCAACCUCAAGAAGCUCGAAUUCCAUGCGCCUUUUCGAGAGUUUUUCUAUAGAUGGGAUGAGUUCAACCAAGCAGAUCCGAGAAAGGAAUCAACGGAAACCUCCGAGGAGUGCUCGCAUUACAAGCUUCUGGCAGAUAUCAUACAUGCCGAGAUCAAGCCGCGCAUUGAGCAAGCCACGGAUCUUCUUGACAAUGGCGUUAUAUCGUUUGAUUAUGUGUGGACACUCUUUGAGCCUGACGUGGAAGUCUACACCAAGAUCGAAGGUCGUGAUAGGCUGUUCAGGUUGGUCAGCGGUAAUUACUCCAAGACACCAGAAGGAACGGUGGCAUACGUGCUUAGUGUGCGGUUCAUCGACACCGAUGGAGAUACCUUCGGGUACACGGAAACCAACCUGACUAUAUUACCUUUUGAGAACGUCAUACCCAUUUUGGAGCUAGCUGUUAUCCCGGCGCGUCUAUGCCCCGAUUUCGAUCAAGUCAGGGAGCGACUCGUCCAGCGUGGUCAACUAUUUGAGAGCUUGCAAGGGAUCAACCACAAGACGUAUUCUGGGAUGUAUAGUUUGUCUCACACGGCUUCAGGAUUACCAAAGCAGCGCCAUGUUACAGAUGAGCGGAUCAUCAUUGACUGCAGAACAUUCUUAUGGUUUAACCGUGGCAUGACCGGUCCUCUUCAACCACUUGAGUCUUCAAAAAGCUUUGUCUUUCGUGGUAACGAGCCAAACCAUGAUAAGUCGGUUGAUUCGCUCACGCAUAGGCCUCUACCAACGAAGCCAUACGUCACAAGAGUUCUGAGCAAUGGCUCAAAGACUUCAAGAUUAUUCGAUAUUGAGCUCGUCAAGGAUGUGGUAUGGAGCUCAACAGCCUUUGAUCAGCUAGUGCUGCCACACGACUACAAACGAAUUAUCCAAGCAUUUGUUGGUGCUCAAAUGUCUGGGUUAGACAAUUUCGACGAUGUAAUAAAAGGCAAAGGAAGGGGGAUUAUCAUGCUUCUGAGUGGAGAGCCGGGAACUGGGAAAACACUCACAGCUGAGUCCGUUGCCGAGAUAAUGCAAAGGCCACUUUAUAAUAUGAGUGCUGCCGAGUUAGGAGAUGUCGCCCAAGAAGUUGAGCAGAAGCUAGACUGUGCUCUCGAGCUCUCAACACGAUGGGGAGCAGUCCUCCUGCUCGACGAGUGCGAUGUCUUUCUCGAAUGUCGAACUACCUCUGAUAUCAAACGAAACAAACUCGUCUCAAUUUUCCUUAGACUCCUGGAAUACUUUGAGGGCGUCAUGUUUCUAACAACGAACCGAGUCUCAGCAUUUGAUCCGGCUUUUGAGUCUCGAAUUCAUCUCACUAUUCACUAUCCUAAUCUGGAUUAUACCAGCAGGUUGCAUAUUUGGAAGACAUUUGUGAAUAUUGGCACCGAUGGUAAUAGUCUUUCUGAAGAUGAACUGGACGAAUUAGCCGGUGUCGAGCUUAAUGGGAGGCAGAUAAAGAAUGUGGUCAAAACUGCAAGACUUCUUGCAACGCACGAGAAGACUCAACUGGCCAUGAGUCAUAUCAAUACGGUUCUGAGGAUCAAAAAGGGGCUAGCAGGAGGGCCAUAA
This is a messenger RNA of Fusarium tjaetaba, 1926 nucleotides long. RefSeq names its product TOB3 (member of AAA-ATPase family). The transcript is spliced from 5 exons. Bases 1 to 1926 code for a protein of 641 amino acids. Gene Ontology annotation, molecular function: ATP hydrolysis activity; ATP binding. Lineage: Eukaryota; Fungi; Ascomycota; Sordariomycetes; Hypocreales; Nectriaceae. The record is from RefSeq and is a predicted model, not a curated record.